This is a messenger RNA of Trametes versicolor FP-101664 SS1, 1430 nucleotides long. RefSeq lists its product as uncharacterized. The record is from RefSeq and is a predicted model, not a curated record. The coding region runs from base 107 to 967 and encodes 286 amino acids. The transcript is spliced from 8 exons. Lineage: Eukaryota; Fungi; Basidiomycota; Agaricomycetes; Polyporales; Polyporaceae.
AUCUCUCUUUCUCUCGUUCUCUCUCCUUCCUGCCAAGUAGCCAGGCCACAGAGCCCUCGCUCUCUUCCCAUAUACCACUAUUCUCACGAACACCUAAGUCUUCAUAAUGUCUGACACCGUCGCUGCACCUGUCGUCCCCGUCGAGGAGACCAAGCCCGUGGAGGUUCCCGCUGUUGAGCCCACUCCCGCGCCUGAGGCUGCCCCUGAGGCGCCUGCUGCUGAGGCUCCCAAGGAGGAGGCUAAGGUUGAGGCUGCUCCUGCUGCUGAGGCUGAGGCUCCCGCCGCUGACGCUGCCCCCGCUGCUGAGGCUCCUGCCGCUGAGACCCCUGCUACCGAGGAGGCCAAGCCCGCUGAGGCUGAGACCAAGAAGGAGGAGCGCCCCAAGAGCCCCUCCCUCCUCGCCAAGCUCCUCGCUCCCUUCAAGGGCGAGAAGAAGGAGAAGGCUGAGAAGAAGCCCAAGGAGAAGACCGCUAAGAAGACUGAGAAGAAGGAAGAGACCGCUGCCCCCGCUGCCGAGGAGGCUCCUAAGGAGCCCGCGGCUGAGGUUGCCGCUGAGGCCCCCAAGGCCGAGGAGGCUCCUGCCGCUGAGCCCGUGAAGGAGACCGAGACCGCGCCUGCCACUGAGGCGCCCGCCGCUGAGGCUGCGCCCGCUGAGGCCGCUGCGGAGACCGAGGCCCCCAAGGAAGAGAAGAAGGAGGAGAAGAAGGAAGAGAAGAAGUCGCCCAAGGUCAGCCGUCGGUUGUCGGCCCGCGUCGGCGAGUUCUUCAAGUCGAAGCCCAAGACCGAGCACAACACCCCGCCCAAGGUCGAGGAGAACCCCCCUAAGAUCGAGGAGCCCACCCCUGUUGCUCCCCUCGAGAACCCGGCGGCUGAGGCGGCUGCGGAGCCCACGCCCGCGGUUGCUGCCUCGGAGGAGCCCAAGGUCGAGGCGCCGCCUGCCGCCCCCGUUGUUGCGGCGGCAGCGUGAGCGUGGUCCUAAAAUGUUCCUCAUACAUUAUUACGACCUUGACGAGCUGUGCACUUCUAAUGUUUCCUGUCUCUCUGCGCCCCUCCUGGGUACCUCCCUCCCCCAUCCACAUCCACGCUAGUGGAUUUCGCUUCUAUCCCCAUUUCAUUCUUUCUUCGGGUAAUGUACGACGCGGAUCUGGUCCUUUGCUUUUUGUUUCCCUCACGAGUUACGCCCGCAUACCUACAUCGUCUUGAUCCGCUGUUACCCAGCCUAAUGUCGAUCCGGAUAGGUGAUAUCCCCAUACCCACUUUCAUUCUCUCACUGGAUCGUGCUCGCGUGUGUGUCUAUGGCUUCGUGUAAUCAUGAACUGUUUCCCUGCUCUACGGUAACAGACCACGAUGAGGCGAUGUGCUGCCAUCCAGGUUUCUCUCUUAUGAGCUGCGACUGUCCCCUCCUUUUCAAUAUACAUCUUACAGUUCGU